Aspergillus ruber CBS 135680 is the source of this 555-nucleotide messenger RNA. RefSeq lists its product as uncharacterized. NCBI's taxonomy places the organism in Eukaryota, Fungi, Ascomycota, Eurotiomycetes, Eurotiales, Aspergillaceae. Bases 90 to 431 code for a protein of 113 amino acids. The record is from RefSeq and is a predicted model, not a curated record. The transcript has a single exon.
GAAAUCAAUGCACGAUGCACAGAGUAAUGCUUCGAAUUGUGCACCGCUAAAUAUUCCUACGCCACCAAUCUGUGGCAUUGGCUUUGAAAAUGCGGUUCAGCCGUGGCUGGGAAGAUGGAGUCUUGCACUCCGUUCUCCAUAGUGUGGGAACGUUUGUGUUAAUUGGCCUCUCUUUCUCCUCUCUCCUUUUCUUUUCUUCUUUAUUUCUUUCUUUCUUUCUUUUUUUUUUUUUUUUUUUUAAAAAAAAAAAAAAAAAGGGAAAAGGAAAAAUAAAAUACAGCCUCCAUCACCGUUCGUUCUUCUCGAGUAUACCUAAAACCGACCUGAACUGGUUGCACCGACCGAAGUCAAUAAAUCACAGACGUCAUGUCGGAGUCAGCGCUAUCUUGACCAAGCCGCAAGGAUUCAUUAUCACCAAGCUUUCCCGCUGAUGUGACGGACCGUCCCCAGAUCUUGAUGAGUUUUCGGCCUCUGCCUCAGCCACCCUUGCGUGACAAGCCGACGCUAAGGACAACCAUUGUACUCCGUACUCGCAUCGUGAACUCAAAUUCUCGU